Balaenoptera ricei (Rice's whale) is the source of this 3825-nucleotide messenger RNA. It is a transcript of the gene STIMATE, whose product is annotated as STIM activating enhancer. The transcript is spliced from 9 exons. Gene Ontology annotation, cellular component: membrane; cortical endoplasmic reticulum. The record is from RefSeq and is a predicted model, not a curated record. Gene Ontology annotation, biological process: activation of store-operated calcium channel activity. Gene Ontology annotation, molecular function: calcium channel regulator activity. The coding region runs from base 104 to 988 and encodes 294 amino acids. Lineage: Eukaryota; Metazoa; Chordata; Mammalia; Artiodactyla; Balaenopteridae.
GGCUCGGAUUCCGGGCUCUGGGCUCGGCGGCGAGGGCCCCGCAGGUAGCGAAGCCCGGCGGGCGGGCGGGCGGCGGCGCCCAGCGCCCCUCGCCAGGCCCGCCAUGCAGGGUCCUGCCGGGAACUCGAGCCAUUCACUGCCGGGUGGGCCGCCUUCCACCGUAGCGUCCGGCGCGGGCCGCUGCGAGAGCGGUGCGCUCAUGCACAGUUUCGGCAUCUUCCUGCAGGGGCUGCUCGGCGUCGUGGCCUUCAGCACGUUGAUGCUCAAACGCUUCAGAGAACCAAAGCAUGAAAGACGUCCUUGGAGGAUAUGGUUUUUAGACACUUCCAAACAAGCCAUAGGAAUGCUGUUCAUCCACUUUGCAAAUGUAUACCUAGCAGAUCUCACUGAAGAGGACCCUUGCUCACUGUACCUCAUCAACUUCCUCCUGGACGCCACCGUGGGCAUGCUGCUUAUCUACAUGGGCGUGCGCGCCGUCAGCGUCUUGGUGGAGUGGCAGCAGUGGGAGUCCCUGCGUUUUGGCGAAUAUGGAGACCCUCUGCAGUGCGGAGCCUGGGUUGGACAGUGUGCCCUUUACAUCGUGAUCAUGAUUUUUGAAAAAUCUGUCGUCUUCAUUGUCCUCCUCAUACUUCAGUGGAAGAAGGUGGCCCUGUUGAAUCCCAUUGAAAACCCAGACCUGAAGCUGGCCAUCGUCAUGCUGAUCGUCCCCUUCUUUGUCAAUGCUCUGAUGUUUUGGGUAGUGGACAAUUUCCUCAUGAGAAAGGGAAGGACGAAAGCUAAACUAGAAGAAAGGGGAGCCAACCAGGACUCGAGGAAUGGCAGCAAGGUCCGCUACCGAAGGGCCGCAUCCCACGAGGAGUCGGAGUCUGAGAUCCUGAUCUCGGCCGAUGAUGAGAUGGAGGAGUCCGAUGUGGAGGAGGACCUCCGGAGACUGACCCCCCUGAAGCCCGCGAAGAAAAAGAAGCACCGCUUCGGGCUGCCUGUAUGACGCAUCCUCGAGCUGGGGUCAGGUCGGGGCCCGGCCAGCCACUGGUUGGCCGAGGGUCGCUCUGCUGCGUCUUCCCUUCCCUCCUCUCUCUGCCCCUCUUCUACCUCCACUCCUCCCACGGUCUCUGCCCACUCCUAGACUACUGUGACCCGAGGGAGGGAGGCCGCUGGCCCGGCGUGGCAGCUGGAGGUCCCCACUCAGUUGCACUACAAACACUGACCAAAUAUGCAAGCGAGGCGUUUUGUUUGUGUGUUGUCGUCCCAAGCGGUGUUGUGAGGGACCCAGAAGCCCUGUCCUGCGUCUGGCCGGGUGGCCUCGAGGAUGAGAACUCACGUGCACACAGACCGUGGGUGGAGCCUUUCGCCAAGGCUCAGGGGAAUGUGAAGACGUAACACGUUUGGGGGCUAAAAGUUACACAUUGACCAGAGCCUCCAGAUCUGAAGUUUAAAACACAAUCUCGGCCUCCCCGCCUCCCAUGGUGCAGCCUUCAGAACCAGGCUCUGGACCCAGCUCUGGGAACUUCCUCUCAGGCUACGCCUUGCCUAUCAGCUUAGUGUUGUCGACUCGUCUUCUAGAGAACGCCUGUCUGACCAAGUGAUCCUGUUUUUCACAUCCUCCAGACCAGCGGGUGGAGGUGAGCGAGCUUGCUCUCUGCAUCCACAGGCAGGACGAGGUGCUUCAAAGCUUGUGGCCCCCACUCCCCAGCAUGGGCAUCGGCCCCGUGGCUUUGGGAGUCUGCUGCCCGGCAGUGGAAUGGGCUGACCCAGGUACUUGCCCUGCUGUGGGAGCAGCAGCCCAGUGUUUUGUCCCAGCCCGGAGGCAGUCAUGGAAGUUUAGGAAUAGAGAACCGCAUGGCUAAGGUGCGAGCUGGAAGUGAGAUCAGUGCAGGGAGGUCACACCACCCAGAACCUUCUUUUUAGGUUCCUACCUAAAAACCUACAUAAAAACGUGUCACUGAAGCAGAUUGGGUCUGAACUGUGACAUGUGAGCCGCGCUGUUAAACCAGGCAUCCUGGGCCUGUCCUCUGCCUCCCACGGUCUCACCUUGUGUGGGUCAUGGAGGGACAAGCCUUGCAGAGGCCUUCUCAGCCUGUCGUCCUGUAGGAGUCCAGAGGGCCAGAGGAGCUGGGACCUGAAUUGCAGUGGGCGGUGACUCUGUUACGGUGGGCACCUGCAGCUGGAGAGGAGAGCAGGGUGAGAUUGGAGCCCAUCUCCACUCUCCCUUAGCUUUGCUCUCAUUUUAUGCUCCUCCCCCCUUCCACCCUCGGCUGUGUUAGUGGGGGCCUCCCCACUGGGAAGACCAGGACUGACAUCGGUCCUGGUAGGUGGCAGGCAUCGCUGACUUGCCUUACUCUGUCCUCCUGUUUUGUCUUGGUUUGAAUAACCUGUGGCCGCAGCUGUUUCCUGCACCUCCCUGAGCCCAGAAUCUGAGCUUCACUUUCAGUCUUGAGCUCCUCAUGUUUCCAAACCAGGGACGGGGGUGGGGAAGCCACAGGUGUGAAGGAUGGAAACUCUGUGUUACAGACCCCAGAUGAGCUGCUCAUCUCAAGGCUCGUCCCAGCGCCUGCUGGGCAGUGGGUUUGGGGGACAAAGAGGUAGCGAGCGAUCAGUGGUUUCUCCCUGUAUCCUGAUUUUGAAAGGUCUUUAGUCUCUGAGCCUCAGUUGUAUAGCUGGCUAACUAGGACAUGGACGUGUAACAGGGAGUCUGAUCAUACAGGGCCUUGUCAGCGUGCGGGCCUAAACGGCGUGGCCUGAUGUGUUUGGCCUUAUCCCUGGGAUAAGCUUCCUCACCACCUGCUCCAAGGUGCCUUAUGAGGUGCAGCUCUUCACCUGCCACAUGGCAAGCAUCAUUGUGCUUGAGAAACCACGGGACACCAACUGGGUAUUGUGCGCCAUCCGUCUGAUUUGUCCUAAUCUGGACCUCAGCCAAGCCACCCAUAAUGGAAACUUGUAAGUCAAGGCCAUGAACGAGUUUCUUAUAACUGAUAGAAAUAACCCGGUGAGGUAGAACUGUCAAAUCUGAAUGGAAGAGAUCGUUGUUGCCCAUUUUUCCUUUCGCUGACAGUGGGAUAUUGACAAUGGCAAGGAGGGAUGUUGGUGAGAUCCCAGGCGGUGGCUUCUUGGUCUGCUCAGCCCAAAGACCUGCCACUUGAAGGCCCGUCAAUUAGCCUUCAGGCACACUGGUGGCCUCUUGCCUCAAGCUUUAACCUGUGCCUCUUCCUGACAACAGGAGUCAUGGGUUAGUGUUGACCUGUCAUGCCUUUAAAGGGAAAAUAUGUAAAGGCUCAAAUUCAGGUUGUUUCUUCCCCUCCUCAGUGUGGGCCUGGAGGCUGGAGCCCGGAGUCCCCGUCUGAAGGCUGCCCCAGGAGCCUGGAGGGAGGAGCAGCUGUCAGCAGCUCACUCUGCCCUCCAGACUGCAGUUCACUGGCCUUUUUGCAGCCAGGCAAAUGCAGACGGCUCUGGGAACUUGCCGUCAGCCAGAGCAGCCACCUUGUAGGGGACAGGGCCGGCCUUUAGAAGUUUCACACGUUUCCAACUAGGAGUGGAGAGCUCUGUGUUUUACCCUGUGAAACAUUGGCAGCUCUGAAGGGCUUUGCUCUUGGGGAGGGACCUUGAGCUCCUGAGUGGGUGGGUGGGUUGGUUUAAUUUGAUUUCUCUUUUCAUGAAGUUUAUUAGAAGUCAGACCUAUGUGAGCAAACCAUGACCGACUUCCACUGCCCUCCCAGUGGGGGUGGUUAAAUUUGUGGUGUUACGAUUCACAGAAACACAUUUUUGAAAUGAAAGGGAAGACGAUGUACUUACAUUGUAAAGUGGUUUACAAUAAAGUUUGACAUCUUA